Messenger RNA from Iphiclides podalirius (scarce swallowtail), 1440 nucleotides. Lineage: Eukaryota; Metazoa; Arthropoda; Insecta; Lepidoptera; Papilionidae. The record is from the annotation of a GenBank genome assembly.
AUGUGUUUUCUUUGUUUUGGUUCCUAUUUUUGCUAUGAUACACCCGGUGCUUUAGCUGAUAACUUCAAAAGUGAUUCACGUUUAAACACAUCCCAAUUUGCUUUAUUAUAUUCUAUUUACUCAUGGCCAAAUGUUAUAUUAUGUUUCAUUGGAGGAUAUUUGAUUGAUAGAUACUUUGGAAUAAGAUUAGGAACCAUCAUAUAUAUGGUAAUUGUUACAAUUGGAGCAAUUAUAUUUGCUACAGGAGUUUAUGUCAAUGCAUAUUGGCUCAUGAUUCUAGGAAGAUUUAUAUUUGGAAUUGGAGGAGAGUCAUUGCAAGUGGCAGUUAACAGCUAUGUAGUUUUAUGGUUUAAAGGAAAGGAACUAAACAUGGUAUUUGGUCUUCAGUUAUCUUUCUCCAGAUUUGGAAGUACUGUAAACUUUUGGGUAAUGGAACCAAUUUACAGAUGGGUUGCAAAUUAUUACAGCGGUUAUGAACGCCUCGGAGUCACUUUGUUUAUUGCAUCAUUUACUUGUGUGGGAUCUCUUAUAUGUGGCCUUUUACUUGGAUGGAUGGAUCACAGAGCUGAGAAAAUCUUAGGAAGGCAUGAGGAACAGACUAAUGAAGAACCAUUUAAACUUUUGGACAUUGUGCAUUUCAAACCAGUGUUUUGGCUACUCUCUGUGAUAUGUGUUGCAUACUAUUUGGCUAUAUUUCCAUUCAUUGCAUUAGGAAAACUAUUCUUCGAGCGUAAAUUUGAUUUCUUACCGCAAGAUGCCAACACGGUGAAUUCAAUGGUAUAUUUACUGUCAGCAGCACUAAGUCCGUUUUUUGGUAUCCUCAUAGACAAAACGGGUCGUAACGUUAUGUGGGUGAUAAUAAGCACAGUUACCACUAUAAGUGCUCACUUUUUAUUGGCAUUUACAUUUUUCAAUCCAUAUUUAGGAGUGAUAACUCUGGGCAUUUCAUAUUCUUUGCUAGCAAGCGGAUUAUGGCCCCUAGUUGCAUUAAUAGUCGCCGAAAACCAGUUGGGUACCGCAUAUGGAAUAUGUCAGGCUGUCCAAAACUUGGGUCUAGCUACUGUUCUAAUAUUGGCUGGAGUAAUUGUUGACCAUUACGGAUAUUUGAUGCUGGAAAUGUUUUUCUUGGGAUGCCUAUUCAUAUCACUCAUUGCUGCAGUUCUCAUAUAUAUUGUGGAUUCAACUGAUGAUGGUUUACUUAACAUGUCUCCAAGUGAACGAGAUUCUUUGACGAAAAAGUCUGAAAACAAUGACGAAACUGCUAACCUGUUAGAUCAUGAAGAUAGUUCUGACCAAGAUAUUAUAGACUCAAGAGCCCAAACAAGUACAAUCCAAGAUGAUCCUCAACAACAACGUGAUCUCGCACAAUCCCAGUCUGACAGGAUACGCAGUAGAUAUAUAACACAACUUUUGCCUAAUACUAACAUUCCAGAACGACAA